Molecule: messenger RNA, 301 nt
Organism: Paramecium sonneborni
Lineage: Eukaryota; Ciliophora; Oligohymenophorea; Peniculida; Parameciidae
Source: the annotation of a GenBank genome assembly
AAUGAAUCUACUAACUUAUAUUAUUUAAGGGAAGUUAUAGAAUUCAACAAAUAUGAUUCAUAAUGUGAGGGAUAUGAUUUAAGCAAAUAUUUUCAUAGAACAUAAAGUAUUGGAAUAAGAACAAUUGAAGAUUUUUGAUGGCCAUUUAUAUUAUCUUUAAUUUAUAAAGGCCGUAAAACUAAAGUCACAUGAGAUCAAUAUCAACUAAGGAAAUUAAAGAAUUUUCCAUUUACUAAAUUUCAAACAACAAAAUUUAUAAUCCAUAAAUCAAAUAGCAAGCAGAAAAUUUAUCAGAGUCUGA